ACUUUAGUAAAAUUGAAAACCUCCGUAUAAAAUUGACAAAAAGUUCAGUUCCUGGAGCGGUUGUGCAAGCCCCGAUCGCCACCGUCCACCGCCAGCAUUCCGCACCAGCAGGGUCGUACCGCCGACGCUCAGCGGCGGAAAAGCCAUUCAAACUAUGGUAAUUCGAAUCCUAAAGAAUCUAACUUCGAAACCUACCACCACUAGCGCCACCGCCGCUGCAACUUUCCAACUCCGCUGCAAAACCACAUCGGCCGAGUACGUAGCAUCUAGAGCAAGAGACAUAACCUUCGAGAAGCUCAUGGAGAAUUACAAAAACCUCUUCAGAGUCACUGAAAUCCAAGACCUGAUCCUCGCCAGCCGCUCCAAUCCACCUUCCGUCUCAGUGGAUUUCCUCAACCGCCUAUCUCAGAGACUCCACCUCAACCGCGGCGCCAUAGCCUUCCUCCGCAGGUAUCCUCAUAUUUUCCACAUAUUCUACCACCCCGCCAAAUCUCAACCUUACUGCGCGCUCACUGAGACAGCCAUGGAAAUCUCUAGAUUAGAGGCACAAUCCACCAGUUCUUCAUUGGCCCUUGCUGUGGAGCGCUUGGUCAGAAUUCUAUCGAUGUCCCUCACCAAAACGGUGCCGCUUCGUGCUAUCUUCAAGAUCUGGAAAGAGUUAGGUCUUCCUGAUGAUUUCGAGAGCUCCGUACUCUCAUCAAAUUCUCAUAUAUUCACACUCGAUCAUGGAAACGAGCCAAACACUCAUGUAUUGAAACUAGUAACUGAAAUCCCAAAGGAGACCCUAAUUGCUUCUGUUGAAAAUUGGAGGAUCAAGGAGUGUUGCAAAGAGGAUUCCGGCGGUCUGGAUAGAACUGAAAUUCUAUAUAGCUUCAAACAUUCAUAUCCUCCGGGAAUGAGGUUGAGGAGGAACUUCAAGGCCAAAGUUAAACAGUGGCAAGGCUUACCAUAUAUUGGUCCGUAUGAGGAAUGGGGAUGUAAGGAGGAGGAGGAGAAGAAGAAGAUAAGUAAGAGGCAAAUGAUAGAAAAGGAGAAGAGGGCAGUUGGGAUAGUUCAUGAGUUCCUGAGUUUGACAGUGGAGAAGAUGGUGGAGGUUGAAAAGAUAAGCCAUUUUAGGAAAUGGUUUGGGAUUGAUCUGAAUAUAAGGGACUUGUUCCUCGAUCAUCCUGGGAUCUUCUACUUAUCUACUAAAGGGUACAGGCACACUGUUUUCCUUAGGGAGGCUUAUGAGAGGGGUUGCCUCAUUGAACCAAACUCUGUUUAUGAGGCUAGGAGGAAGCUUCUACAUCUUGUAGCGAUGGGGCGACGCGGGAUAUCUGUACACAAAACCUCGAGACAGGAAGAGGUAGAAAAUCAACAGAUGCCACAUCAGUGAAUACCAAUGAUGGACAUAAUAUAGUGUGGCUGGAAUAAUACUGUCUUUGUUCAGGGAAUUUUAAAAGGAUAUGACUAGGCCACAAACUUAAUUCUUGAUGAAUCUCAUGAAAGAGAUUAUUCAAUCAAGAAAGGGAUACACCAGCUUGUCUCAGGACUUUACAUCAUCAUAGUAGGGGACAGUAUUUGUGACUUGGGAGUUAGAUGAAGAGCUGGUCGCAAGCUUGGACAUGUCAGAGUUUAGAGCUCAUCCUUUGAAAGCUUUUGUCCACUGACUCCUCUAUGGGUCAUCGGGGAGCGCGUCAUUUACAAGAGUUCUGCAUUCGAAAUGUUAAAGGAGAUGUAUUUUUGUAUGUUAACUCCGUCACGAUUUUUUAACUUAGAAUCGCACAUUCCUGCAAUUUCAACAAUGUUGGCUCUAGUAUUUAAAUAAUAGGGACUAGGGAGUAUGUAUUAAUGAUCGAGUGACAUAUAUGACCACCUUGUAACGUUGCAAGACUCACAUUCCAUAUUAAAUUUCUACGUAGCAAAGAGGCGUCUAGACUGGAGCAUAGUCAAUGGUGUGUGUAAGGAGGGUCGACCUCCUGUUAUGCUAACUCCACUGAAAGAGGUAAUAUCAAGUUUCCACAUAUAUGAUCACAUGAUUUUCAUACCUAAUAUAUAGUAGUCAUUUUGUAUACUCGUAAUAUUUAAAGAUGACAUACAAUCAAUAGUUAGUUGAUUAUUUUUUUAUGGAUUAACAUGCCCUUGUUGAAUCUAUAACCCUAAUCCCUAAUCCUUCAUUAAAGCAGAUCAUACGCCUCAAUAUAUCUCCUGAUCCAUCUUCAGUUGCCCUCAUCAAUCUUCCUUCUAAGAUCCUCCCUUCAUUCUCUAUCGAGCUCCCUUCUCCAAUCUUCAAGAUAAAUCUGUUCCUUAUGUGUUCCCCCGAAACUUUAGAUUUAAUUAGCUUUGCAGUAUAAAAUUAAGAAUUAUUUGCUGUAAUUACUUCCAUAUCACAUAAGUUGGGUUUUUGUAUAUUGUUUCUUUGCUCUACUUCUCUUCGUUUGAUUUUUUCAAAAACUUGUUCACUCUAUUUUUGGAUGGGGACUUCUAAUGGUGGGCAGUGACUAGUGAGUCACAAAUACAUGCAGGCGGCGGACAAUGAGUUGCAUACAAGGACAUUGAUGCUGGAGGGAAGGGCUGUGAGAUUGAUGAGAGCAGACACUGGUGGGAAGACCAGUGAUGGCAAUGAAAAGGGCAGUGAUGGUGGGAGCGAAGGGCAGUGAUUCAAGUAAAUGGAGUGAAUUUUUUUAAGUUUAGACCAUCAGGAAUAUAAAAGAGUAUCUUAGUCUUAUUAUCUAUGUUUAGUCAUAUUAUUUUUUAGUCAUAUUUAGGGAAACUGAUGUUGUUUAAUCAUAGUCUCAGUAAAUUUCCCUGGAGUAGUGCUGGAUAAAUUGAAUCACAUCAAACUCUACUUCAAUAAAAUCACAUCUCUUCAUUUUUAAUCAACUCCAGUUAUCACAUACUCCAUGCUACCCAGGUGUUGUUCCUCUUUAAUAAAAGGUCGACAGACUUGCUG
Cuscuta epithymum is the source of this 2932-nucleotide messenger RNA. NCBI's taxonomy places the organism in Eukaryota, Viridiplantae, Streptophyta, Magnoliopsida, Solanales, Convolvulaceae. The record is from the annotation of a GenBank genome assembly.